Messenger RNA from Centropristis striata (black sea bass), 942 nucleotides. RefSeq names its product ferritin, middle subunit. Lineage: Eukaryota; Metazoa; Chordata; Actinopteri; Perciformes; Serranidae. Bases 220 to 750 code for a protein of 176 amino acids. Gene Ontology annotation, biological process: iron ion transport; intracellular iron ion homeostasis. The transcript is spliced from 4 exons. Gene Ontology annotation, molecular function: ferrous iron binding; ferric iron binding. Gene Ontology annotation, cellular component: cytoplasm. The record is from RefSeq and is a predicted model, not a curated record.
UCUCUCCCAGUUCACAUUUGGGAAGAAAACCUCGAGGAGUUCUUGCUUCAACAGUGUUUGAACGGAACUUCUUCCUUCGUCCCGCUUUCUUUCUACUCGUCUGCAUCCCGGACACGAAGAACUAAUCUCCUACUUCUUGAACACUACUGAAAAAGUCGCCGUUAAGCUUUAUUUUUGUACCGUUUUUGCUAAGAAAAACCUAAGAAACCGCCAGCCAGGAUGGAGUCCCAGGUGCGCCAGAACUACCACCGAGACUGCGAGGCCGCCAUCAACCGCAUGGUCAACAUGGAGCUGUUCGCCUCCUACACCUACACCUCCAUGGCCUUCUACUUCUCCCGUGACGACGUGGCCCUCAACGGCUUCUCCCAUUUCUUUAAGGAGAACAGCGACGAGGAGCGGGAGCACGCUGAGAAGCUGCUGUCCUUUCAGAAUAAAAGAGGAGGACGCAUCUUCCUCCAGGACAUCAAGAAACCGGAGCGUGAUGAGUGGGGCAGCGGCCUGGAGGCCAUGCAGUGCGCCCUGACGCUGGAGAAGAACGUCAACCAGGCGCUGCUGGACCUGCACAAGCUGGCCUCAGACCACGUCGACCCCCAUCUGUGUGACUUCCUGGAGAGCCACUACCUGAACGAGCAGGUGGAGGCCAUCAAGAAGCUGGGCGACUACAUCUCCAACCUGUCCCGUAUGGACGCCCACACCAACAAGAUGGCCGAGUACCUGUUCGACAAGCACUCCCUGGGAGGGAAGAGCUAAAGACCAGAAUAAAACCUGGAGAGAGUUGAUCACACACCCUUCUAUUAAUACAGAGUGUGAUCUAUCUAAUCUGUUGACCUAUAAAGUUAAUGGUUGUUGGAUAAUUACCAGGUUAUUGCUUUGGCCUCUCUUCAUCUAUUGAUUGUGACCAAAUGUUUCUGAUCUUAAUCUGAAUAAACAUUUUGAGCUGGA